AUGGCCCAAACGGAAACCGUCCUUGUAGGAUUUAACGGUCGAAUCAAUUUAAGAAGAGCAUGCGAGUAUUCCGCUGAAGAGAUCCUUACAGUUUUAGCUGCCAUGCCUGCCGGCCCUGUAUUUUGCUCUGAAACCUAUGGCAAUAUCGGAAGAUCAGAAGUGUCUUAUAGUCAGAUUUUUCUAACUUCUCUACAAACAAAGAAGAAUCAGACGAGUGGACCUGGAUCACCAAGGAAGCUCCGUGAGAUCUGUGAGCCCCAUGUGCGCCUUUUGGCUGGAAUCAUAGGGAGUCGCGGAACGCCCGUCGUUCACAUUGUUGGAAGAGCAGCCUCAUCACCUCGUUGCGACCCGCCCUUAUUAAAGGGCCAGGACCAAGGGCCAGGGUAUGCCCAGUCGUGGAACCAUGAGACUACUAAGCUUCUCAAAUCAGGAGAUGAGAUCUUGAUAACAACGGAAGACCCAGAGACCUGCUCCCUUCCCAGUUGGGAUCUCUUAGAUAUGCAAUGGCUUCUCAAUAGGUUGCAGCAAUCUGUGGAGCCGCAGAUGUUAAAUAUGACUAUAAGAGCAGUGAAGACAAUGAUUGCGGUGGUAACGACCAGUUUUCAGCGAAGGGGGGAGGAUUUGAUAUUGUUUCUUCAGCAGAGCGAUCGCCGGAGCAAUCGUCGCACCUGUCUCCAUCCCGUCCCUUCCUCUUUGUGUCCAUCUCCCCAUGGCCACCAGAAGACCGUACUUACGAGCCUCGAUGCUGCUGAUCAAGGCACCGGAUCUGAUAUAUAUGCCUCUCAAUUGUCCAAGAUUGAGUUCAUAGAGCACCCUUUGUGCCCAUCUUGUCAGGUAGAACCUGCUGUGCGCCAGGGACGACCACCUUUGAGAGACUGGCUUUGGGUUGAUUUAUUCUUAGAUACGAGAGCGGUAUACUAUAUCUUAGUCAACAUCAGCUAGUUGAUCCCUCACACUUGAUUUACACUCGGUUAAGGAUUAGUUAGAUCGACACACGUUUGGCCAGGAGCACCAUGAGAGAAGCUGGACGUAACCCGCCAUGUGGGACCUGCACUCAAGCAGGGAAAGGCAAAG
This is a messenger RNA of Paecilomyces variotii, 1074 nucleotides long. RefSeq lists its product as hypothetical. Bases 1 to 942 code for a protein of 313 amino acids. The record is from RefSeq and is a predicted model, not a curated record. NCBI's taxonomy places the organism in Eukaryota, Fungi, Ascomycota, Eurotiomycetes, Eurotiales, Thermoascaceae. The transcript has 5 exons.